GUCUCCGUUCGCGAUUCAGUUUCGUUCGGUGUGUUUAUUCCGUCGUCGCGAUCGCGCAAACAUUCCUCCGUGGAAUGAUUUCUUUUACGAAUUUGUCGAUUCUACAAGUGAUUUCGCGUUGAUUUAAUGAAAUUUGAUUAUUUUCACCUACAAGUGUGUUCUGGCGAUGGCCAAUUAAGUGAAAAAUAGUGAAAAUAUAUGAAAAUUGCUACAAAUUUUAAAAUAUAAAAUUGUUGAAUGAGUGAAAGUUGCCCCACAUUGUGCAGUGAUUUGAGGUGAAUGCGAGUGCGAUUGUGCUGAAUUAGUGUGUGAUAAAGGACAGAAGGGUCCUUCCAAGUGAAUAAAUCUUGAAUCAGUGUUGAAAGGUGUGAAUUAAGGUGCAAAAUGGCUGAGGAAAUCCUGCAGGAAGUGUUGGCUGCUAAAUUCGGAUCGGACGAAGAGUUUCCCAAGUGGUUUCUUCAGCUUUUUGAGCGAAGUGAUCCCCGACGCUGUUCGAUCGAGGAAUUUGCCGUACACUUUUUGGGACUUAUCAGAUCGCAAACCGAAGAUUUUACCAAAUGUCCUCCGUCGGUAUGCAAUACCCCAAAGAAAGUACUUCCAUCGUCAGCACUAACAGCAGCGUCGAGCAGCUCUACCGCUGCCUGCAAUCGGAAACUGUCAAUCACAUCCACAACCGAUCUGACCUGCACCGCUAUUGCCAACAAUGUUCCCAUAUCGCAAUCAAUCCCCAUGACAGCAACUAAUGAAACACCAACGACGACGACGGCAGCGAAGGGAACAGCUCAAUUACUGACGACGACGUCCGGCCGUCUGAAAGACGAUACGGGUGGGACCACGACCGCCGAAGGACACUCAGCCGGAAGUCGCCCAGCCCAAACAGGGGAGCAGGGACGAACGUCGAUCUCGCGUGAUUUAUUCGUCGCAUCUCCGAAGUCGACGACCCCCGCCGAAGACGACUUUCAGGCGGGCUUUCGAAAGCUUGACCACGACGAUGCCAGGUCGGUUGCAUCUGCUGCCGCCGUCGCCGACGCCGCCAUCCCAUCUGCUGCUGUUGCUGCUGCGGCAGGUGAAGGAUGCAAUCAAUCGCAGUCCAGUCCAGCAGCUGCAGCACAAUCGUCGUCGGAUCGGGCAGCUGCUGCUGCUAAAGUCGGAUCGUUUACCGGCGAGGCUGUUUCAUCAUCGAGGGCGGCUGGACGAGGUGAUAUCGCCAGACGCAGUUACGAAAGAAUUGAAAUCGAAAACUCCACUGCCACAUCUAUCGUAGAUGCACCAUUCAGUCCAAUUCCAAGUGCCAGACAUAGUAGUUUACAGCCAGACAGGGGAGAUUCAGCUGCUAGUAGCAGUACACCCAUUCGCGGCCAAAAUGCAAAACAGGGUCCAUACCAGCUCAACACCAGCACGCCAGUCAUUCAUCUAGGAAGUCGCCCGGGUAAAGGCUCACGUGGCUCCUGGGCCGCUAUAGAUUGCUCAACUCCCAACAAUAACAGCAGCGCACAACUAUCGUUGGGUAACGGUUCUCGUGGCGGCGGCGGUGUCGGCGUUGGCAGUGACUCACGACGCAGUCACGACCGAUCCUUCGGCAGCAACACCAACACCAGCCGCCAGACCAGCUCACCUUGUUUGGGUGAUUUCAUUACUCACUCGCUAAAAUCGAAAUCGCGAAAAUCAACUGCGACCGGUGCGAAUAACAGUAAAGAAACUAGCGGCGCGGGGAAGUCACUCUUCGCGGAUAAUGACUUUCCGGGGCUGCAAGCCUCGAUGCAGUCGUCGACCCCCGGAAAUGAGCAGCCAAAUAGAAGCAAAAAGCGGGUGACACCAAUCACGGUCAGUAAGACACUCACCAGUCGAUUAGCGGGGGCUUCCAGUUUCGAGCUGGAUAAUUCCGUCAGCCCCGCCGAGGGAGAAAAGUCCAAGAGGAGAAUUGCACCCACCAUACUCAGUAGGUCGACCUCGGCCAGACACGAUUUCACUAGCUCGUCCUUCAAAUCGGAUAACAAUCUCAUUAACUUGACUGAAGACAGCUUGGAAUUGGACCUUUCCCAGAAGGACGAACGUGGCUUACUACGGAAUUACAAGGAUAUCAUUAAAAGUAAUUUCGAGAGUGCUGAAGAGCAGAACCCGGACACGGGCAAAAAACUCCAAGCCGUCCUCCGAAGCACCAUCAGCACACCCCGUAGGAUGUCCGAAAGCGCAAACACUCCGCAAAUUCGAAUCGAUUUAACCCGAGUAACAAAAGCGAAUGCAAUCAAUCGCUUGGUUGCUGUUUACUCACUUCUCAUAGACUUGAACCUCACGCCAAACAUCCUCUCGGAGCUAUCGUAUCUAAUCAAUCUGGUUAAUACUGAAUUCGAUCCGUUCGAGUCACUCCAAAACGAAGCAUCCGACUAUCAAAAUCUCCUCAAAAAUCUCCACAACUGCGUUUACUUUGCGAUGGAAGUUUUGAAUCGUCAAAAAAUCCUCCUCGCACUGCUGGACAGCAUCACCCUCAAAGUGCUUAUCGAAAACGAGCGCAUUGCCACCCUGAACCAGCCGCUCCACGUCUAUCUGAAAGAAAUUCACGGACAAAAGCUCCAGCUGGAUAACAACGGGCAGAAGCUGCUGGAUGCGUUAACUAAAUUACCGAAUGCUUCGUUCGGAAGCAGUGUGCUCUAUCAGCAGGAGGCCGACACCAAGGAGCACUUCCCAUCCGAUAAGGAGUUCGGGGCAUUCAAAAAGCAACGGGAUGCGUUCUGCACGAUUUACAGGACGUGGGAUUUCAAACAUCUGAAUCCAACGUGGAACUUUUUGGUCGAGCUCGGCGGGAAGGUGCGCGCUCUGCUGGCCAUCAUGGAGCAUCCGAUCAAUAUGGCUCACCUGGCGAAGCUUUUCACGGCGCAGCUGGUCCAGUCCUGCAACUUUGACAACGCAGCCUCGGAACUGGCGAUGGACCUCCCGGGUGUGGACCCGGCCAAGUUGGUCAAGUUGCGCCAACGCUUGGUCGCGCCCAGCCAAUUCUCCACCCAGUAUCUGUUCCCCGGAAGUCAGGCGUUUUUCCGUGAUUUUAUCAUCGCCAGCGAGUCCAACCAAACGUUCAUCGAGCAGCUGAAGGCCGUGCUGAUUCACGAGCUGCUCGAAAUGAAUGGGUCCUCGUACGAGGUGCUGAAUGUGUCCAGUUCCGAUAAUCAGCACGAUUGCGAAUAUGUGGUACGGCCGGAAUCGACGACAACGAUGCGUGUCCUGGCGAAAUUCAUCGGCUACAUCAUCUCAAGGCCAUUCGGCUACGAUAGCUACCGUAAUAGCACGGUAGACAAUAGGCAGAUCCAGCUCCGCAAUACGCUCCUGCCUUUGUUCGACGUGAAAUCGAUUUUGCUGAGUGCCAUAGCCGAACGGAAGCUGAUUAUCACCGUACCUUGGUUGGUUCAAUAUUUGGCCAUGCUGGAUGGUAUUAGUCUCCGCCUCAGCUACUACAAGGACCUGUUCGAUGUAUUGUACGAGCUGUACCUGAGGACGAACGCUUACGAGAUGGCAUCCGAGAGGCGGCUGCUGGUGACACCCACUUCCAAGUUUAUCAUACGAGCUUGCCUGGGCUGGCUGUUUGAACAUCCUAACAUACCGGAAGAGUACCUUGGGUACCGCCAGGAGAGGAGAUAUCUGCUAUCGGUUGAUGAAAAGCUGCAAAACUACAAAAAGAUUGAACUGCUUAUCGAGAAAACUACUGCCGAAGAAAUGGAGAUUAACAAAGCUUUGGUUCUGACGAAAGUUGACGAGCAGUCCGGGGGUGUGUUGAAAUGUGAAAUCAAACCAGCGAAGGACGUGCCGCAUGAACCUCUGGCUUCAUUCAAGACUGACGCAACGACGAACAAAAGCGAACGGCUUCUACUCAAUCCCCUGCUGGAAAACAUUCUAAAUGCGGCAUGUCCUUUCCUGGCCGACUUCCGCGUCUCGAUGAUGCCAUCAAAGGUCGAAAAAACCGUCUCCCGAUCCGGACGGUACCGCCACAUAACGACAAAAUACUCCGGAACGUCCACCAUCGCAGCCCAGCAGAAAACAACCAGCAACCAACACCGGCUGCUCGAAGCCUUCCUGCAGUCGCAGAGCUUGUCCGUCCGCCGGACCGUCGAAUUCGUCAUCGAAAGGACGUCAUCGGCGGCCGUCAAGGACUUCCAGGUGGGCCACCUGCUUCCGGAGCGGAAAAAAAUCACCGAGCAGAUUGCCACCCUGCAGGCGCAGUCCAUCCCCCAGGCGACCAAACAAAUUUACAUGAUUUGCUCCGCCGCACUCGCCGACAUCAACGCCAGAUGGGACGAGAAGGUCCCGCCGAUGCUCGCCCGCCGAAUCAAGGAAGGAUUUGAUGCAUUGCUCCCGAGUGAGACCCUCGAGCCGGUGAAACGAACGUGCAUCAAUCUUGCACUGGAACGGUGCCUCGCCAAGACGAACGAAUGGCGCCAGACGCAUAUGCUCGAAAUCGACCUGUUCUGCAAGGACAUCCCGGGAGAAGCUCUGAAGGCAGUUAAGAACCCACUCAGCAAACAAUCCCUUCCCGUGUCGCCAUUAAUCAUAACGUUGGGUCGCGUACAGCAUACCGACGUGUACGAGCAGCUCCAAUCGAUGCUGCACAUUGCCUGUUCGUAUCCGGAUGAGCUUACUCCGGAAGAUCUAACCAAAUUCCUCGCCCACGUGUUGACAUACCUGGACGAGCAGGAUACCAACCAAUCGAUGAACCGUACCUUGGCGUACAUGCUGCUGCAAUUGGCCCUGCUGAUUGUCAUCAACCGAUGUGAUCUAAUUGUACCUGAGAUAAUACAAAUGUUGCUGUCCGUUUGGCAGCACCGGAAAUUGAGAGAGUUUUGCGUCGUUCCCGAACCGUCGUCCAAUCACGUCGUCAACGAGGAUGAUGAGAUUGCAAAACUUGUGCUGGACGGUAGCAAUGCCACUAGCGAGGAUGCCGAGCGGUCCAUCGUCGAUGAGGAAGAUAUCAUGCGUAUCAGACAAAGAAAGCAACAGGAAGACGCCAACUAUAUCUUUUCGACACUGGUGAGCAACCGUUGCAUCCGGAUGAUGGCCGCCCGAGGUGUGGACGACGUGUUUGCAUGCUUUGCUAAUUUCAUCAACAGUCUGGUUGACUGUAAUCUGAUCAGCAUCCGGCUAUUGAACGAACAGUUCGUGAAAAUAUUCAACGAAAGCUGGCAACAGCAAACGUUGGAGCGCGUUUCCCGGUUGAUGGAUGCCGUCCUGCGUGGUGGCCAUCAGUCAACGGCCCAAGGACACCAUCCCGGUGCGAACGAUUCGCACUCGCAACUGUUCCUAGAAAUGCUCUCUGAUUUGGCUCGUGACAUCGAAGACUUUUGAUGGUUGGUGUGCUGUCGCGUGCCCAUUCCACCCAAAGAGCACCCGGGAAACAAUGGGUGUGUGCGGUGCAGAUGAGAUUAUGAGAAUACAGGUAACGUAUUACUGUAUUGCCGGUCCUGCAUUUAAUCUGCACCAAUAGGAAAAGAUACUGAUGUUAAGCGUGGUUACACGCUUUAUUUAGGUUAAGUAUUUUUUUCUUUGAUUAAUUUUUGUUCAUUGCAUUUCUUAUCUAUUUUGACAUUUCUGUUUUUUUACUGGGUUUGUUCCUCGUUUUGAUACAUCACAUGAUAUUAUGUUAAUUUCGACGUUUUUAUGAUACUGAUAAAAUAAAAGACAUUACAUUA
Aedes albopictus (Asian tiger mosquito) is the source of this 5672-nucleotide messenger RNA. It is a transcript of the gene dlt, whose product is annotated as protein disks lost. The transcript is spliced from 14 exons. Gene Ontology annotation, biological process: chromatin organization. The coding region runs from base 385 to 5328 and encodes 1647 amino acids. Gene Ontology annotation, cellular component: nucleus. Lineage: Eukaryota; Metazoa; Arthropoda; Insecta; Diptera; Culicidae. The record is from RefSeq and is a predicted model, not a curated record.